Molecule: messenger RNA, 693 nt
Organism: Funneliformis geosporum
Lineage: Eukaryota; Fungi; Glomeromycota; Glomeromycetes; Glomerales; Glomeraceae
Source: the annotation of a GenBank genome assembly
AUGGCAGGAGAUGUAGCGCAAUGUAUUGCCCGAGGGUCGAAUUUCCGAUUCGAGGACUUAUACACAUUAAUUUACCAAUGGGAUCACAAACGAGUACUGUCAGAAAACAACCGAUAUACUUCCUUUAAACCAAAAAAGUUCGAACUAAACAUUAAUUACCGUUCCCACAGAGGGAUCCUUCAACUAGCAUCAUCAGUAAUUCACCUCCUCAAAGAAUUUUUUCCUAAUUCUAUUGGCAAACUGUCACCUGAAUUCAGUGAAAUCGGUGGUCCUCAACCUAUUAUCUUUGAGGAUUGUCAGGCAGAAACUCUAUUUGCCUUAAGAAAUAAUAUCGAAAACGCAAAUGCAUUUAUUAAAUUUGGGGCUGAUCAGGUCAUUAUCGUACGUAAUGAAAAGGCUAAACAGCGUGUGAAGGAUUUAAACAGCAAUAUUGGGUUGGUUUUAACUGUGUUCGAGGCUAAAGGGAUGGAGUUUAAUGAUGUGCUAUUGUAUGAUUUCUUUACCGAUUCGCCCGCACUUUUAAAUUGGCGAGUGAUUCUUUCCGAAUUGGAUGACUAUUCUGGCGGAAUUCGCGAAUUCAUUCCUGAUAAGCAUUAUAUCCUUUGCUCGGAAUUUAAACAUCUCUAUGUCGCCAUAACCAGAGCCAGAGAACGUCUAUGGAUUUUUGAUGAAGAUUCUGAGAAGAUCAAGUAG